Molecule: messenger RNA, 2883 nt
Organism: Microsporum canis CBS 113480
Lineage: Eukaryota; Fungi; Ascomycota; Eurotiomycetes; Onygenales; Arthrodermataceae
Product: RAD54B protein
Exons: 3
Coding region: 1-2883 (960 amino acids)
Biological process (GO): reciprocal meiotic recombination; double-strand break repair via homologous recombination
Cellular component (GO): nucleus
Molecular function (GO): ATP binding; ATP-dependent chromatin remodeler activity; DNA translocase activity
Source: RefSeq, a predicted model, not a curated record
AUGCCUUUCAAACCAUUCCGGCCACCGCUUCAGAGAAAACCACAGCCCUCAAACCCAACGCAAGGCACAGCGGCUGCUGGGCCAUCCCCUCGAGAUGACGAACCUUUGCGCAAACGAAGACGGAUUAUCGGUAGCGAUGAAGAUGAUGACGAUAGAGUGGUAGACUCGGAAGAAGAACCCUUGAAGCAGAAGCCACUCGUUGACAAAUCCAAACCUACGCCAGCUCAGAGUAAUAGACUGGGCUGUCGAAUGCCAUUGCAUGGUAUAGGCACUGCGAAUGAAUCAGAUGGCAAUGACAAAGAGGCAUAUUAUAAUGUACUUUGGCGUAAACCUACGGCAAAGAAAAAUAAAACAUGGGAUGGUGAUGGAAUCAUUAUUGUGCGAGGAGGCUAUGGAUACCUGCAAGAUAUAUCCGGGAGAGACAUGGGGAAGGUUAUGUUGAAGCUUUCUAGCCUUGAACCCGGGGUUUCUUUAUCAAUCGGUGGCAAAGACGUCGAAGUAGACUCGGCACUCACCCGGACGGAAUACCUCACUAGUUGUUAUUCAAAAGGAGGAACUCCAUCAUCAAAGAAUGAGGAUGGAAACCUGGCUGGGAAUGGUGCAACUCGGCCAACUGCCACCGUUACAUCUACCCGUUUUAACGUCCCAAAAUCGGGUACAAAGAUCUCAUUAAAUGACUUAAAAGACGCGUCUAAAAAGACACUCAACGUCUCUGCGCCACAAAGUGCUGCUACAAACAAUUCCUUUAAGAACCCUUUGAAAAACUCUACUGUGAUGCCGCUAAAACCAAAUGGAGAGCUUCCUACCCCUAGGCAUGACCCUACUCUACCCGGCGCAGUGGUAAUGAAACGGCCAGACUCAGUGCCGCCUGGGAAACAGGUAGUCGACGUUGUGGUUGACCCAAUCUUAGGGAAGCACCUACGGGAACACCAGCGAGAAGGAGUUAAAUUCCUUUAUGAGUGCGUCAUGGGAUUACGCUCCUUUAACGGUGAAGGCGCUAUUUUGGCUGACGAAAUGGGGCUGGGGAAAACCCUACAAACAAUCGCCUUGAUCUGGACGCUUCUGAAGCAGAAUCCCAUAUACGGGUCUCAACCCGUAAUUAAGAAGGCGCUCAUUGUUUGCCCAGUGACUCUCAUUAAUAAUUGGAAAAAAGAGUUUAAGAAAUGGCUAGGCAGUGACCGAAUUGGUGUUUUUGUGGCUGAUGGAAAGAGCACUAGACUAUCAGACUUCACCAUGGGACGAAGUUACAGUGUUAUGAUUAUUGGAUAUGAAAGGUUACGGUCAGUGCAGGAACAACUAACCAAGGGAUCUGCUAUUGAUAUCGUUGUUGCUGAUGAAGGACACCGGCUGAAAACUGUUCAAAACAAGUGUGCUCAGGCCAUACAAUCGCUGAAUACCACACGUCGAGUUAUUCUUUCGGGAACGCCAAUCCAAAAUGAAUUGAGCGAGUUCUUUGCCAUGGUAGACUUUGUCAACCCUGCCCUUCUGGGAACGUUUAAGUCAUUCAUGAAGGAAUUUGAAGGCCCCAUUGUUGGAGCUAGACAGCCAAAUGCUCCUAAAAAGGUUAUUGAAAAAGGGAAGGCGAGGAGUGAAGAACUGGCCGAACUAACGUCUCCUUUCAUACUUCGUCGGACGGCCGAUAUUCUUUCAAAGCAUCUGCCACCAAAGACUGAAUAUAUAUUGUUUUGCAACCCUACAUCUGCUCAGAAAAACUUAUAUCGUCAUGUUCUCGCCUCCCCUCUCUUCCAAUCUGUGUUGAGAAACUCGGAAAGUGCUCUACAGCUCAUCACUAUUCUGAAGAAACCUAAAUUAGAGGAUGACGGGAAAGGCGAGGACACAUCUAUGAGUGCAUUUAUAUCCUCUCUCCCGCAUAACCUCCACCGCUGCCUUUCUGCGGGGUCUAGUGGAAAGAUCAGAGUUCUUGACCAGCUACUCUACAAUUUGCGCAAUAAGACAACAGAGAAAGUGGUCCUAGUGUCAAAUUAUACCUCUACUCUUAACCUACUAGCAAACCUUCUGACUUCUCUGGACCUACCGUUCCUGCGCCUCGACGGCUCUACACCAGCCACAAAACGUCAGGCACUUGUCGACGAUUUCAAUCGUUCUUCGCCCUCUGCUUGUUUUGCAUUCCUGCUUUCCGCUAAAGCUGGCGGUACGGGAUUAAACUUGAUUGGAGCUAGCAGACUUGUCCUUUUCGAUGUUGAUUGGAAUCCAGCAACUGACUUACAGGCAAUGGCGCGAAUUCAUCGAGAUGGCCAAAAGAGGCACUGUCAUAUUUAUCGGCUUCUUCUUAAAGGUGGAAUAGAAGAGAAGAUUUGGCAGCGGCAGGUAACAAAACUUGGAUUGGCGGAUAGUGUUAUGGAUCAGAAGGGUGGAAUAGCUCACUUUUCACAAGAGGAGUUAAAAGAUCUAUUCCGUCUGGAUGAAAGCUCUCAGUGUCAAACUCACGAAUUGCUAGGAUGCCAAUGUGGUGGGCAGGGAGUGAUGUCUAAAGAAGUCGAGAAUGAAAACGAACCUAGUGAUGAAAUCUUUUCAGAUUCACUAUCUGAGGACGAAGACGAUAGCGUGGAGAGUUCAGAUGACGAGAUGUCUGAUACUCCUAAACUCAUGAAAGCUUCAGAGCUGAAAUUAUCCGCCGCACAGAUGUCUUCGUCGAAACAACAGCGAGCAUAUGAGAAAGCCAAAAGGAAGUUUUUAAUGCAGUACUCCCACAUCGAUACUAGCUUGUUCAAAACGAGAGAUGUAGCUGCUGAUGCAGGCACAAAUAUUGAAAUCAGUAUUGGGGAUGAAAUUCUAUUUUCAUUGCUUGGAGAAGAGGGCCACGGAGUGGGAUAUCUCUUCAAAAAGAAUGGCUUUGCGAACCCUCCGCUUUUGUCGGAUUAG